AGAGAGAGAGAGAGAGAGAGAGAGAGAGAGAGAGACUUCACAAAGAGUGCUCUUUUAUCAGUAUAGCUGAUGCUGCAACACAGGGUAAAGUCAACAUGCACCGCAUUCUCUUCUUCAUCACAGCAGUUUGUGUUUCUGAUAUAUUCAUCACAUUAGGUGAUCAAUAUCGUCUGGAGUGUCUCAAUGACUAUAUAUCGACUGUAAGCUGCUCUCUGAACAUCUCUGAAUUCCCGGGCAACGUGUCGGCAUACAGACUAAAGUUCAGCUCAAUUGACGAACAUGAAAACUGCACACUGACAGUGAGAGAACAGUCACUGGUGUGCGUGUUAGAUUUCUCUCCGGUUAUCUUCAGUGAUGUGGACAGCUACAGUAUCUUCCUUGGUUCCCGUUACCAUGACAACAGCAUCUCAGUGUUGCUGGAUGGUGACUACGAGCCUAAAGAACAUGUACGUCCGCUGGCUCCGUGUAAUCUGUCUCUGAUCUGGAACAAGGAUGGAGCAGUUGUGCAGUGGCAAAGUGGAUAUAACCCAAAGCGCUUGAUCAUAAAGCACCUCCAAUACCAGCUCAGCAUAGACAGCAGACAUGCAGAAAUUUAUCUGGUAACUGUCAGGGACCACAAGGUGUUUGUGGAGGAGUGUAGAUUCAAACCUCACACGAAUUACACAGUGCGUGUGCGAACACAGCCAAAUCAAGGGCACUACAAAGGCGUCUGGAGUGAAUGGAGUCCUCCCUUAUACUGGAGCUCAGGCAACAUUCACCAAGUUGCUCAAGAAAGCUCUUUCCACAUGAUAACGUAUCUUCUGCUCGUGCCAGUGUCACUGGUCCUUCUCCUCUGUAUCUCAUACUCCAGAUGCAGAAAGCAGGAGUAUGUCCCAUCACCGGCCCCAUAUUUCAGAGACUGGGACAGAGACGUUCAGAUCCAUUCAUUGCUCUCAGGUAAGAUGAGAGAUGUCAUGCAAGGGGAUGAGGCUUUACACAUCGACAUUGUGACCGAGAAUGACGACACGCCCCCUAAACAAAUGACUGAUGAGCAUGAAUCCACACCACCCCAAUCUCCUGUGGGUUCAGAGGUCGACUCGGGCUGUUGGAUUCGUGAUGUCAUGGCAACAGAGAGAGGAAGCAUAACAUGCAGUGAAGACUACUGUACGCUUUCUCAUUCUCUGCACACUUACGCUGUGUGAUAUUACACACAUAAUCGGCUUAAAGUUUAAAAACCAAGCAACAUUUGAUCAAGAAGGAUUUUAUUGACAUCAUUUACCACAUAUUAAAUUACUUUGCCUUGAAAAACUAAAUCAUGCGAAAGGUUCCUUGCACUGAAUAAUAAAAGCACAACGAGUUGUUACUUUAUUUACCACAUCUAAGAGUAUAAACACUCCAGAAUCAAAGCACAAAAGAGAAAAUGACUGAAACAAAAACUUGUUUUGUACAUGUUCAUGUGUCAUUUUGUAGACCUUUUUUCAUCAAUGUACAGAAUCACUUAAAUAUUUACCAAUCUUGUUGCUAUUUUUUGUAAAUGAUACUUUGUCUUUGAAGAUGUUCUACAAAGCUGUUAAGAGCUUCUGCUUUCAGUCAUUGUGUUGUUAUACUCGUCAUAUUUCAAUGACCAAUGUAGCUU
Triplophysa rosa is the source of this 1615-nucleotide messenger RNA. RefSeq names its product interleukin-4 receptor subunit alpha. The record is from RefSeq and is a predicted model, not a curated record. Gene Ontology annotation, biological process: cytokine-mediated signaling pathway; immunoglobulin mediated immune response. The coding region runs from base 96 to 1181 and encodes 361 amino acids. Gene Ontology annotation, molecular function: protein binding; cytokine receptor activity. Gene Ontology annotation, cellular component: external side of plasma membrane; membrane. The transcript has 9 exons. NCBI's taxonomy places the organism in Eukaryota, Metazoa, Chordata, Actinopteri, Cypriniformes, Nemacheilidae.